This is a messenger RNA of Epinephelus fuscoguttatus (brown-marbled grouper), 5466 nucleotides long. It is a transcript of the gene ptpn9a, whose product is annotated as protein tyrosine phosphatase non-receptor type 9a. Lineage: Eukaryota; Metazoa; Chordata; Actinopteri; Perciformes; Serranidae. Bases 339 to 2051 code for a protein of 570 amino acids. Gene Ontology annotation, molecular function: protein tyrosine phosphatase activity. The transcript has 14 exons. Gene Ontology annotation, biological process: protein dephosphorylation. The record is from RefSeq and is a predicted model, not a curated record.
CGGAGCCGGGUUAGCUGUUUCCGGUCGACAAGCUAAGCUAACCUUCUGCUAGCUUUAGCAAAGUUAGCUUUGUAUUUAACUGCCGUUAACAGACAAAUAUCUAAUCUAAUUCUUGUCAAGAAGGCGUCUAAUUUUUAGUUAAAGUCAAACAGCACCAAGAGAGAGGAAACAUUCAGCUCGUACUGCAGCGAUUCAGAUGCCUUCAACUUUGAGCGAGAGGGACAACCCCUAAACCCCGUUUUUACACGAGGGACAGACACACAGACAUCUCCGUCAUCUUCCACUUCAUGAGAAGGACGCGUCUCGGUAAAAGGUGAUCAGAGAACCGACGGGGGACCAUGGCAGCUACUUUAUCGGUGGAGGAAGAACAGGCUACCAGGCAGUUUCUGGAGGAAAUCAACAAAUGGACCAGUCAGCAUGGAGUGUCACCGUUGUCCAGGGAAUUGGCCGUCAAGUUCCUCAUGGCUCGCAAGUUUGACGUCCUCCGAGCCAUCGAGCUAUUCCACAGCUACAGGGAAACACGUCUGAAAGAAGGAAUCGUCAGACUUCAGCCUCAGGAAGAACCUCUGCGCUCGGAGCUGCUCAGUGGAAAAUUCACUGUGUUGAGUGUACGGGAUCCUUCGGGGGCCUCCAUCGCCUUGUACACAGCCAAACUUCACCACCCAAACAAGACAGGCAACCAUGUGGUGCUUCAGGCCCUCUUCUACCUCCUGGAUCGGGCCGUGGAAAGCUUUGAGACCCAGAGGAAUGGCUUGGUGUUCAUCUACGACAUGGCGGGCUCCAACUACACAAACUUUGAGCUGGACCUGAGCAAGAAGAUCCUCAACCUGCUCAAGGGGGCGUUCCCUGCCAGGCUGAAGAAGGUGUUGAUUGUUGGGGCUCCUGUUUGGUUUCGAGUGCCCUACAACCUGCUCAGCCUGCUUCUCAAGGAGAAACUUAGGGAGAGGGUCCAGAUGGUGAAAAUGGCCGAACUCCGCCAGCACCUCCCCAGAGACUGUCUCCCCCAGCACCUCGGCGGCCUGCUGCCUCUGGAGUCAUACAGCUGGAACCAGCAGCUGCUGGCGGGCCAGAACGGCCAGGUGGACCCAGUGGACGAACUGGUGGGCAUCCCCGUAGAGGACUCUUCCAUCCACGUCCCCGGACCCGAGUCCAUGCGUCCACAGGAGCUGCUGGUACACCUUGGCAGGCUUCAGCGCUCAGGCAUCCAUCAAGAGUAUGAGGAGGUCCGCAAAGAACCGCCGCCCGGAACCUUCCACUGUGCACAAUCAGCCUACAAUCAGGAGAGGAAUCGCUAUGGAGACGUGCUGUGCCUUGAUCAAACAAGAGUUCGUUUGAAAGCCAGGCGGAACGAGAGAUCAGACUACAUCAAUGCCAGCUUCAUGGACGGCUACAAACAGAGGAAUGCAUAUAUUGGUACUCAAGGACCGCUGGAAAAGACCUACGGUGAUUUCUGGAGAAUGGUUUGGGAACAAAAUGUGCUUGUUAUCGUCAUGACAACCAGGACAGAUGAGGGCAGUCGGAGGAAGUGUGGCCAGUAUUGGCCUCUGGAUGAAGGGGGGCAGGAGGUCUAUGGUCACAUGGCAGUGGUUAACCAAAGGGUGGACCACCACACCCACUACAACCACACCACCCUCGAACUGCACAACACUGAGACAUGUGAACAGAGACAAGUGAGUCAUUUCCAGUACCUCAGCUGGCCUGACUACGGCGUUCCCACCUCGGCAGUGACUCUCAUCGACUUCCUGGGAGCUGUGAAGAGACAACAGAGGAAAAUGGUGAAGGCUUUGGGACUUCAGUGGGCAGGCCACCCACAGGGACCCCCUAUAGUGGUCCACUGCAGUGCAGGGAUUGGGAGGACAGGUACCUUCUGUGCCCUGGACAUCUGUCUGUCCCAGUUACAGGACGUAGGCUCACUAAAUGUUUGCCAGACAGUGCGACGCAUGAGAACACAGAGGGCCUUCAGCAUUCAAACCCCGGACCAGUACUACUUCUGCUACAAUGCCAUUUUGGAGCACGCCCAACGGCAGGGCCUGCUCCCAGCCAAUCAGUGAGCUUCAGCCCUGACUUCCCAAAUUAAUCCAUGAGCCCUGAGAUUUCUGCAGCCAAUCUGUUAACCCCGAGCUGUGUUGUGUGACCAAUUCGUGAGCCCAGGAAAGUUAACUUCUUCACAGAGGCUGACUUCUGAAAGUAGGCCAUCCUUCAUUGGCAAGCCAGACCAAGACAAGACAGUGACGAGCAAAGGCCUGAGUGUUUGACAUUAUGAUGUUUCAAUGUGAUAACAUUCUCGCUUCCAACAAUGUGACAUUUUGUUUACGCCGAACAUAUCUCAGACAAUACAUGGCAGUGUGAACAAACUGCUCCUGUGUCGCGCAGUUUUGUGGUCUAUGGUCAGACACAUUGGGCGGAGUGAUCGAGGAAAUGUUCAUUAACCUUUUGUUUAUUUAUUCGCUACUUUAAACAGAUGGUUUAGGGGACCUUUAAAGGAGCAGUUCACCCCAAAUUAAAAUCAGUAACCACUCAUCCAAUGUCAGUUAAAAUCCCACCGUUGGAUUGCAGAACAGUGAAGAUGACCUUUUUAAAUGCAUUUCAAAUUCUCCUUAAAUGCUUAAGUUAACAUGGCCAUUGUGUGCCAAAAAGGCAUGUUACUUUUUACCCUAAAGCUGCAGUGGAAGGUUUAUUUGCAGCCAAAUAACUGUCCUAUGAACAUAAUUACUGUACACAGACAAUAUCUUGGUCAGGUGCAUGGUGUAAAAAUUAAACGCAGAUGAGAUAGACCCACAGCAGCUAACGUUAUGCUUUUAAUGCACAAAUUGUGCUAAUUAGACUUUUGAAGGGUAACUGUGAUAUUUUUCAUACUGGAUCCUAUUUUCCCAUGUUUUUGUUUGUAAGUGACUAAUGGGAACAGCAUUUUUUGAAAUUGUCCCGGUACUGAGCGAGAGGGCUGCAGCCAUCUGCGGCGAAACAGGCUGCUGGUGUGCAAUUCCCCAUUAAGGUUACACUGCAGCUCCUUUGCUGAAUACUGGACCAAUUUUAAAAACUGUUGUUCUCAUUAGUCACUUAGACACAAAAACAUGAGAAAAUAGAGUCAGGGUUGAAGAAUAUCAAACUUACCUGCUAAAGGGGAAUUUAUACUUGUGUGUUGGCUCUUUGCAAACCCUACGCCGUAGUCUACGCUGCCUACGUGAUCAUUUAUACUUGUGCCGCUCUGCAGUUACACCUCCAAAACACUAGCUGGUGUCUGGGUUUCUGUGAAGUGCUUUAAAGUUUACUUGAUUCAAAACACACCCAAAACACACAUUAAACAUGGCUUAGUAACAACAAUCUCAAACACAAGUACACAAAUCGGCUUCAUUAUAACUCGCAGCAUUCACAGACAAACACUUGUCUUUAUCUGGACACAUUUUCCCCACAAAAACAACAUGCUAAUGUUUUUAGCAGCACAAGUCUAUGGCAUUUUACAUUGUAUACAUUAGCUUAGCAGCUAGCAGACUUUUCCUCUGUUCAUAUAAAACCAGGGACAACAGCAACAUUUACCAAAGGUAAAGUUAAAAAUUCUGCUCCAUUACAGCACACAAGGUUCACUGACAAAACAACUGUCUUAUACUAAACACGUUUUCCAAACAAAUACAACAUGCUAACGUUAUUAGCACAAGCCUAUGGCAUUUUACAUUGUAUAAAUUAGCCUAGUGACUAGGGGAGAUUUCCUCUGCUCAUAUGAAGCCAGGAUAAAUCACAUACAAGACUUAAGAUGCUAUUUUUGUGGAGGCUUUACAGUUUAUUGUUUCUUAUCUGUGAAAUUAAAGUAAAUAAAAGCUUUGUUUCCACUGAGGGAAAUGGUUUCAGCUUACAGAAAUAGACAGGAGUUCUGUGUCGCUGCAACGUGUAGUUACAUUUCUGGGGAGGUGCACGUCAGGCUACGGCUUAGGCUCUGUACAAGAAAUAAGUUACUGACCCGAUUUUCAUUUUGGGGUGAAAUGAUCCUUUAGCUAAGCACACCAUUUUUAAUUCCAAACGAUCUCCACUGUUAUGGAACAAUAUAAGGUUUUAGUCAGGUCAUAGUUUUUUCACCUCCUGUGUCCAGGAAAUAUUGUGUAGUGCAUUUUUAGCACAUGGUAUUUGUCACGUAGAUGGUACGAGCUAGUCUCAGGAGCGUCAUACUGAACACAAGGAGGUGAAACUGCCCAUCUUGUUAUCAAAAACAAUUUAGUUAGAAAGUCUUUUGCCAAGAGGAUGUUGUAUUCCUCUGAGGUUUCAUGAUGCAUUCUCCUUUGCCUUACUGAAAAACCCUGAACCGCUGUGAAGAGGAGUAAAGCACCUCCGUAAUGGCCGAUACAUCCCCUCUGUGAUCAUUAAAUUGCUCCAUGUGAAUUCCUCUUUAGUUCUUUUUUUUGUUUCUGUUUUUCCAUUGACAGCCUGACCUUCCAUCUCACCUAAAUAUUGAGAUUUCCUGACUUGCAGCACAGACAAUGAGCAGUGUUUUCGGCCGCCUUCGCUCACUAGCAGUGCCAUCAUGCUUCGGUGAUUGUGGGAAUGUAUCGCUUAACGCCCCCACAUAUGCACACGCACACAUUUAGAGCAGUCUGCAGUGACUAUGCCAUCGAAGCGUACAUAUGUGUACAUCUGUGGAAGUCAUCGGUUAAGACCUCAUGAGUAGUGCAAUACUUCUUUUUUUAUUUUCUUUUACACAAAUCAUGUCUUAGCACUUUUAAAUAACGAUUUUCAAUGUGCUCUGAGAUUAGUCAUUGUAGAGAUAGGAUGCGACAACACCUAAUACUUAAUUCUGUAGGUCUACAUGUGAUGCUGGGAUAAUUGUUAAAUUUAGUGAUGCUAAAAACACAUUGUGACAAUUUGAUCUCACUGUAAACAUCUGCGUAGAGCUUUAUUGGGACGAAUCAAGAGGAUUUUACAGGGACGCCAGAAAUGAAUGAUAGACUAGCUGAAUAAGCGUGCACAAACCUGUGCCUACACCCUUUAGAGUCCGUCUUGGGCGACUGAGAGUCUGAAGUGUAUUUUUCAUUCGUAUUGUGUUACUUUUAAGUUCUACAGACUGUGGUUGUAAUCCGUGCUUUCAUCUGGUCCCAGUAUCUUGCCAUUAUUAUAGAGUACAUGUACAAAACCUGAGUGUCUGUGUGUCAUACGUUGCAUUAUGUUGUUGCUGGGUGAAAAAAAAACGUGUUCUUUGCUACAGAAUUCAUAUUGAAUUUGCUUGUAGUGAAGCAUUUUUUAAGUCUGCCAUCCUCAUGCACUCUGAUUUUAGAAUUAUUUUUUUCCUUUCAAUGACAGACGCAAAAUGUGCCCUGUUUUAUUUUUCUAUUAUUGUAUUCAACAACUGUUUUCAUACGAUUACCCAGGAUAUACAGUUAUCUACAUUAAUUUUAUAUUUGUUCUAUUAUAACCUGUUACUUUAUCAUUCGUAUGACUAUUGAAUCAAGCUAUACUGUAUUAAAUACAAACUAUGUCAACAAA